Molecule: messenger RNA, 690 nt
Organism: Schistocerca nitens (vagrant locust)
Lineage: Eukaryota; Metazoa; Arthropoda; Insecta; Orthoptera; Acrididae
Product: glycogen synthase kinase-3 beta-like
Biological process (GO): negative regulation of canonical Wnt signaling pathway; signal transduction; protein phosphorylation
Cellular component (GO): cytosol; axon; nucleus
Molecular function (GO): protein serine/threonine kinase activity; ATP binding
Source: RefSeq, a predicted model, not a curated record
AUGAGCCCUGUAGGAAAGAACUUCUCAGAAAAAAGCAAAGAUGGCAGCAAGGUGACUACAGUAGUAGCAACCCCUGGCCAGGGUCUUGACAGACCACAGGAAGUGUCCUAUAUGGACACAAAAGUCAUUGGGAAUGGCAGCUUUGGCGUUGUCUAUCAGGCCAAGCUAUGUGAUACAGGAGAGAUGGUGGCCAUCAGGAAGGUGCUCCAGGAUAAGAGGUUCAAGAAUCGGGAGUUGCAAAUUAUGCGACGCCUGGAACAUUGUAACAUAGUGAAACUGAAGUACUUCUUGAGUGGUGACAAGAAAGAUGAAGUUUACUUGAAUCUUGUACUGGAGUAUAUACCAGAGACUGUGUACAAAGUUGCAAGGCAUUACAGUAAAUCUAAGCAAACUAUACCUACUAGUUUUAUUAAGUUGUACAUGUACCAACUGUUUCGAAGCUUGGCGUACAUUCACUCAUUAGGCAUCUGCCAUCGGGAUAUAAAACCUCAGAACUUGUUGCUGGACCCGGAGACAGGUGUCCUCAAACUGUGUGACUUUGGCAGUGCCAAGAAUCUGGUAAAGGGUGAGCCAAAUGUGUUGUACAUCUGCUCACGCUAUUACCGUGCUCCGGAGCUCAUAUUUGGUACAGACUCCAUGAAGCCAUGGACCCAAGCAGUCAAUAAGGCAAGCUAGUCUAGUGACUCCUUA